Trichomonas vaginalis G3 is the source of this 563-nucleotide messenger RNA. RefSeq lists its product as uncharacterized. NCBI's taxonomy places the organism in Eukaryota, Parabasalia, Trichomonadida, Trichomonadidae. The record is from RefSeq and is a predicted model, not a curated record. The transcript has a single exon. The annotation marks the transcript as partial.
AUGCAAGUCAGAAAUAUUCAGAACAUAACACCGAGUCUAACUGACAAGAGUAUAAAGAUAUACUAUGAACACGUUAUGAUGAAACCAACCAAAAUUCAAGAAAGUCAGUAUACUUAUGAAUAUCCAAGACACUGGGUAGAGUAUGUAGGAGGUGAGAAAGCUAUUGAAAUCAGACAGGUUCGAAGUAUUCCAGCAGGAAGAACAAUAUUAUUGAAGAACUUUAAUGUUUUGAGGUAUAAUGAUGAAACAAAGAAGCAAGAUAGUUUCCCUGUUGCUGUGUAUGUGAACUUAGAUACAGGAGAUGACAUGAAAGUUUUUAAUACAAAGCUUCAAACGGUAGUGAGAGAACAACUGACUGCGGAAGGACAUCCAUUACCUUCAGAAGUUACCAUAGCAUAUAAUUUUGAAACAAACUCAAUAGAUUUUAAAGUCAUCUCUGCAAAGAAGUCAGGUUUUACAUUUAAUGAAGCAGAUGUAUAUUCGAAUGAAAACUUCAAAGCUAUUGCAUGGUUAGAUAAUGACGAUUGCUUUAAGAAAAUAUUUAAAUACAGUGACUCAACGAU